Molecule: messenger RNA, 802 nt
Organism: Papilio polytes (common Mormon)
Lineage: Eukaryota; Metazoa; Arthropoda; Insecta; Lepidoptera; Papilionidae
Product: ejaculatory bulb-specific protein 3-like
Exons: 4
Coding region: 297-659 (120 amino acids)
Source: RefSeq, a predicted model, not a curated record
UACAACGAAUAAAUAUAUGUAUCAAUACAUCGGCAUAUCAGCUAUGGUGUCUCCUUUGCUUAUUUUUAUCAUAUCAUAGCGCCUGCAGCAACUUUUACUGCAAUGUUUAUUUUUCCAGCUCCUGUUGAAAUAUUUUUGGCAUGUUUUUACUUUUACAACAUUGCAUUAUCAAUUAAUGAGGAAUUAUGAAAAUUGUUUAUUUCCCCUCAUCUUUACUAUAAAAUGGUUAACAUUUCAAAAUAAAAUACAUAUCAGUGACCGAGGUUCAAAAAUCAUCAGGAGUACAGUGCAGAACAAUGGUGUUCCUAAGCCUUAUCCUCGCGUUGCUGAUUCCCACCGCGCUGAGCUAUGACGCUGCUUAUGACAGAGUUGAUGCAAACAAAGUGCUUGCCGACGACACCUUGUUCAGAUCUUACAUAGAUUGCUUCCUCGACAGAAAACCAUGCACCGCUGAAUUCUCUGAGGAAUUUAAAAAAAUUCUACCUGAAGUUAUUAAAGAAGCAUGCGCUAAAUGUUCCGAACCGCAAAAGAAAAACGUAAGGAAGAUUGUUAAAGCACUUUACGAGAAAUAUCCCGAUGAUGCUAUCCAAUUCACGGAGAAAUAUGAUCCUAAACGAGAAUACGAAACUGCUUUCGCCGCGUUCGUUGCUGAAGAGUAAAUGGAUUAUUUAGACAUUACAAAGUAUUUAUUGCCUGUAAUUUAAAAAAAUGACGGCAAUAAAUUAUUAAUCGCUGUCCUAUAACGAAUUAUGGCUAUGUUGUAUUGUGUAAUUUUAUGAUCACUUAAUGGAGCAUUACUUAA